CGGUUGGUCGUGUCGUCUAAGGAAAACGUACGCCAAUUAACAUUCGCAUGUCGGGUCCACCGCUCGUGUUUCCAGUUCAUAUAAAAAUUCAUAUGUUUCCUUAUACUAAAAACAUUUCUUUUGACUACUCUGCUGACAGUUUCCGAAAAUGGCUGGUGAACAUUACUCUAUGAACGAGAAGAGUCACCCUUCAAUUGGACCAGUUUUAAGUAACAACAGCUCAAAUGCUCCGGAGAGAGCGUCAUGGGGCAGGCCAUUGGAGUUUAUUCUGGCUUGUAUGGGUUAUGCCAUAGGACUGGGCAAUGUGUGGAGAUUCCCUUACCUUGCGUACAGGAAUGGCGGUGGUGCGUUCCUCAUAUUAUUUUUCAUCAUGUUGAUAUUUCUCGGUCUUCCUCUAUUUUACCUCGAACUUUAUAUCGGACAGUACACUGGUGUUGGUCCAAUUAAGGCCUUUUCCUCCAUAGCACCAUUUUUUAGUGGCUUGGGAUACUGCACGCUGGUGGUCAUGACCAUAGUCCUUAUUUACUACAUGGUCAUUGUAGCGUGGAUAUUGUUCUAUUUCAUAAUUUCAAUGACGGGCAAAUUGAAUUGGGGUUUAUGUGACAAUGAAUUCAACACUAUCCAUUGUUUUAGUGGACAAUACGACGAGGCUUGCAGAGAAAACAACACAAAUACUGCAGAUGAUCUCACUUACUAUCUUAGGAACUGUACUAAAAUUGGUUCUAUUUGUGAAAGUAAUGGAUUGCUUCCCUUGAACGGGACUCAUUGCUUGAAUGGAACUGAUGCUCAGCCCUGGUAUAUUGGUGUCACGCGGACGUUAGCGUCUGAGGAAUAUUAUAAUGAACGCGUUCUUGGCAGAGGCGAUGCUACUUGGGAAAAUUGGGGAUCAAUUCAAUGGCAUUUGGUCGGCACUUUAUUUCUUUCAUGGCUUAUUGCGUUCUGUUGUGUCAUUAAGGGUGUUCAAUCAGCAGGCAAGGUGGUGUAUUUCACUGCAUUAUUCCCCUACGUAAUGUUGACUGCUUUGUUGAUCAGAGGAGUCACUUUGGAAGGAGCUGUAGAAGGCAUUUUGUUCUUUGUAGUACCAGAUUGGGAGCUUCUUGCAACCGCUAAAGUCUGGGGCGAUGCCGCAUCUCAGAUUUUCUACUCGUUCGGUUUGGCAUGUGGAUCUUUGGUGACAUUGGCUUCAUAUAGUAACUUCUACAAUAACUGCCACUUCGAUGCGGUAUUUGUCAGUGCGGCGAAUUUUCUCACCUCGAUUUACGCCGGCUUGGUUAUAUUCUCCGUCCUUGGGUUCCAGGCUCAUAACAUGGGCGUUAGUGUUAGUGAUGUAGCUGAAGAAGGAGCCGGUCUAAUAUUCGUGGCGUACCCAGAAGCAAUUUUGCAAAUGCCCAUACCGGUGCUAUGGUCGAUAUUGUUUUUCUUCAUGCUGUUCAUACUGGGUCUCGGUAGCCAGUUCGCUGGUAUCGAAGCUAUUAACACGGCUAUCGUAGACCGCUGGCCGCAUUUCAGAAAGUCUUAUUGGAAGGUCACCGCAUUCACUUGUACAUGCUGCUUCCUCCUGGGCCUGCCAAUGUGUUUUAGCGGAGGAGUCUUCUUAUUAACUCUAUUGGAAUGGAAUACUGCGACUUGGGCCGUUCUUCUAAUUGGCAUAGCUGAAUGCGUGUCAGUCUCCUGGUGUUAUGGCAUCAACCGAGCCAUCGAUAACCUAAGGACGAUGAAAAUGAAGUUUUACCCAGCCUAUGAAUACUACUGGAAAGUUGUUUGGAUAUUUAUACUUCCUAUCGGCAGUUUGGGUGUUCUGAUAUUCAAGUUCUCCGACUGGACGGGUGCGACAUACGGGAAUUACGUGUUCCCACUAUUCGCGGAUCUUCUCGGUUGGGCUGUUGGGUUGUCCACGAUAAUACUGUUUCCUGUCGGAGUGGCAUGGGCCUGGUAUCAUGGAUAUCGAGGCAAAGCGCUGUUCACACCCACUGAAGACUGGAAACCAGCGGAAAAUGUCGCAGAUCUUCCAUCAGACUCAGUUUCUGUAAAUGGUGCUGAUAAUUACGGCUACCUGCCGUAGACUACACACGACCACUUAUUAUUUUUAGUUUUCUAGUCAAGUUAUCAAAAAAUUGUGUUGAUAAUACUUUUUUAUUCCCUUUAAAGAUGUAAACUAAUUUUAUAAAUUAUUUGUGACAAAGUUAAGUAAUUUGAUCUUUAUUGAUAAUUUGCAGCUGGAAAUAAUACGACAAUUUAAAUGCGUUGGUGAUAAAUAGGUCUAUUUAAAAUUAAUGAUUUGACUAUGAUUGUGUCUACUA
Molecule: messenger RNA, 2300 nt
Organism: Hyposmocoma kahamanoa
Lineage: Eukaryota; Metazoa; Arthropoda; Insecta; Lepidoptera; Cosmopterigidae
Product: sodium- and chloride-dependent glycine transporter 1-like
Exons: 12
Coding region: 149-2062 (637 amino acids)
Biological process (GO): sodium ion transmembrane transport
Cellular component (GO): membrane
Molecular function (GO): glycine transmembrane transporter activity
Source: RefSeq, a predicted model, not a curated record